AUUCACUCAUCGACUCACUUUCACGCCCGGAAAAUAGCCGCAACAUUUAACCUCCACUACCUAUUCCCCAGCGCUUGUUAAACGACCCGGCAACCCUCUCCCUCCUCCCAAUACACUUCCUCGCCAUGUCCGGCCUCGAGAAAGCCCUCUUCAACCUCAAGUUUACAACGAAACAACUGAAUAGACAAGCUGCAAAGGCUGGGAAGGAUGAAACGGCAGAGAAGGCGAAGCUUGAAAAGGCCAUGAAGGCUGGCCACCACGAUAUCGCCCGCAUAUACGCCCAAAAUGCCAUCCGAAAGCAAAACGAAAAGCUCAACUUGCUACGGCUCGCUUCUCGAAUCGACGCGGUUAGCAGCAGGGUACAGACCGCGGUAACGAUGCGACAAGUCACAGGCAGCAUGGCGAACGUGGUCAGAGGCAUGGAUUCAGCCAUGAAACAAAUGGAUCUGGAGAAGAUAUCCGCGGUCAUGGAUAAGUUCGAGACACAAUUCGAAGACCUCGACGUUGCGACGGGCUAUUACGAGAACGCAACGUCAUCCGCAACUGCCGUCGGCACACCGCAAGAAGACGUAGAUAGGCUGAUGUCGCAAGCCGCUGACAAGGCGGGUGUGGAGCUUCAGGAGGACCUCCAAGCCGUAACCCCUGCAAAGACGAAGGUUGGGCCUACGGAACAAGAAGAGGAGGGCCUGAACGAGAGACUUCGGGCCUUGAGGAAUUGAGCCGUGAUGUUAUGAAGGGGGCAUAUUGUUUCGGGGAGUUCAGGAGUUUAGGAUUCCAAGCGCAUAGCCCAAUUUGCAUGUUCUAAUGAAAGGGCGAAUCGUUCAUAUAUGCUCCAGGAUUGACGGGGCUUGCGAAAGAACUGUCUAAAUAGAUUUGGGGCGUCCGUCUAGCAAAGGAUUGAUUUUCCACAUUUGCUUACCGAUUCCCUCUAGCUCUUACAUUAGAAUACGACAGACUCACCUUUG
Lindgomyces ingoldianus is the source of this 965-nucleotide messenger RNA. RefSeq lists its product as uncharacterized. Gene Ontology annotation, cellular component: ESCRT III complex; multivesicular body. Lineage: Eukaryota; Fungi; Ascomycota; Dothideomycetes; Pleosporales; Lindgomycetaceae. The record is from RefSeq and is a predicted model, not a curated record. The transcript is spliced from 4 exons. Bases 126 to 719 code for a protein of 197 amino acids. Gene Ontology annotation, biological process: late endosome to vacuole transport; endosome transport via multivesicular body sorting pathway; protein transport.